GUUUUUUUUUUUUUACGGUGAUUGCAUUUCAGAUUUCGGGGAGAAACGUUAAGUAAUCAUCCGUUUAAUAAUCAUUAUAACUGGACUGAAUUUAGCGCCGUUUUUGAGGUUGCUGCAGUGCCCAACACAAAGCACCCCGCAUAAAUUAUGUUGCUAUAGUGAUGCUAACCAAAAAAAAAUUAAAAUAAUUUUUUUAAAUCAGGAAAUACAUAAGCUACCAUCGCAAUAUAGAGAGAACUAGGAUAACAAUGUCCAGUGUGAAGAUUAGGUCUCCUCAAAGCAAGAAGUUUAUAGUUUAGCUUGCGCCUUUCUCCUUCGCAUACAUGCAGUUAUGACCCCUUUACAACCUGACUGACUUUAAUGUUUAUUAGAACACUAGAACAAAAUCCCCAACAAUCUUUUGCACUGGAGCUGCCCAGCCCAGUGCUCAUUUCAACCCUAAUUUGGCACACCUGAUUCUACUAAUCAGCUGCUCAGCGAGAUCUCUAGCUGUUGAACGGACAACUGGCUGCUCUGUUGUUUCUCCGCUAGAUGUGUGCCUGCAUUCUAGAUGCGAAAUUUGAAUUAGGAACCCAAACAUGCCGCUCAUGCAACCAACAAAGGAGUUCUUCAGGGCCAAAAAGUGGAUUGUUCUUGACCAUGACAAGCCGACCAUCCUUCCUGAAUCCAACUGAACAUGGGUUUCACUUGCUGAAGACAAGACUGAAGGCAAAACGCCCCAGAAACAAACAGGAACUGAAGAUGGCUGCAGUACAGCCAGGCCAGGCAGGGCACCGCCGGGGAAGAGAGUCUGGUGAAGUCUACGGGUCGCUGGCUUUUGCUCCCCAAAAGUUGGGGGACGUAAAAAUAGCUGUAUACACCGAUCACCCGAUAUUGAUGCUAAUAGCCUCAAAUUAAAGCGGACUGUCCCUCGUUAUCAUUGUUUUAUUUUAAAUCCAAUGUGCUGAGGUACAGAGCCAAAACAACAAAAAUUGUGUCACUCUCCUAAUAGAUUUUGUAUUCAACUGCAGCUUUAAGCAGUUAAACUACGGCCCCUUUGACGCGCUUGCUAAAUACAGUUGUGCCUAUGCUACCGAUCCAUAAUAUCGGACUGUUAUAGAUCUUAGUUGUUUUUGUUGCUGUUGUUUAAAAAAAGAAGAGGUUUAGUGUAUCUCAACGUGUCCACUAAAACCGGUGCACCCAGUUCUGUUAUGUAACGGCAUUUUGAGUCUCUUUGAUAUAAACAAACAUAUCACUUAAACAACGCAGACACAUCGUGCCUGGCCAGGAAUAGGUCACAUAUAGCAGUUGUGUAUCGAUGUCGGGGGGGAUUGGUAGGAGCUUUAAUAAAACCGGUUGUAUCUCUUUAACAUCCUCUGACGUCACUCGAUGCAGAUCUCCCAGCUGAGAAAGACUUCAUGCGAGGUUACAGAGGGGGAAAAAAAGCUAAAUUCUUUUUUCCCUCCUGUUCUAAGCCCAGGAUGCGAUGGUACAAGCUUUAAGCGGGAUUUUACCCCGGUUGCAGAGGGCGUUAUUAAACAGAGGAAACAUGGACUGCUGGACAGACUCGCAGGUGCAUUGAUUGAAGGUACAGAACAAUUUGGAGGGGUUUCAAAUUAUGAGGGAAAACCCGUUAGAUGCAGAGGUUGUCAGAACGAAAAACUAGCUAGGAUACGCUGGUUCUCGGAAGGACUGUGUGCGCGCGCGCCAGAGAGAGAGAGAGAGUGAGAGAGCGAGAGAGAGAGCGUGAGUGAGAGAGAGCGUAAAAAGCACAGCAUCUUUUCCAAAGCAAGGCAGCCGAUCGUUAUCGCUACGGAGCUGCAAACCAGGCAAACAUCAUGAUUCCGUUCUUGACUAAUUUACCUACCAGGGGGCUCAGCUACUCAACAAGCAACGAAACAAGGCGAUGAUGGAUGUAAUGAAAGCUACAAAAUGAUUUAAAUGACGAACAUCGACGUGCAAUAAAAAGAAGAAGAGGAGGAGGAAGACUCGUACGUUUUUUUUUUCGAAAGGGAAAAUAGCACCAGGCUAGGAAGAGGGGUCUGAUAAUUGAAAAUACGUAUCUUACAUUUUUUUAAACAAAUGAAAUAAUUUAUUCUGAUGUUGAUGAAACGGUGGAUUCGCCUUGGAUUACGUGUCAACGUGAAAAAUCGGACUAAAUCAGAUUCCAUGUAUUGACUUCGUCCUCGUUGCGCUAUUCGCGGUGUUUUUUUAUUUAGUAUCUGUCAGUAUCCCAGCAUAAAAUGUGGUGAUCUAACUGUCAGUCGCGAAGACAGGGGUUGCUGGACAUAUGGGAAAAAGAGUACAUGAAAUCAAACCGUGCCGGACAGAAAAUGAAUUGAUAAUUUAAACGGCGCGUCAUUAGUGAGAAAAAAAAUCUCAUAAGAAGAUGGUGUUUCAAAAAAUACAGAAGUCCUAACAAGGAAGGAGCGGGUAGAAGGCAAAGGAUAGCUGUCAAAAAAAAUCACCGGAUUCCUGCAAAACCUCUGUGGCAACCUGGGAAUUAUCGGGCGUGGGCGUGCGAGGCGGGACGAGGGACCGCGGACCCGGGGGGGGCGACCGACCGGCCGGAUGAGGACCGCGGCGGAGGAUGGAGCGUAACAGAGCGGCCUUCCCGGCACUGCCCCGCCCCGCUGCGUUUCCGCGGCGACAGCUCUGAGAAGCGCCACCCGCGCCCCCUCGCCCCCCUCCCUCCCCCCCCCCACCCACCCCCCUCUCCAUCAGUCCAACUCAACCCCCCCCCUCCCUGACUCCCUGCACUCCCUCCUCACCCCCUCCGCACUCCCCCCCACCCCCCCGACAAGGGGGUCUCUACAAACUCUACACAUCUCUCUUAGUUCUCCUCAGUGGCUCUCUCCUUUAUUCUUUUUCAGUCUGUUUAUUCGUUCCCUCCUUUUUCCUCCGGCCUCUUUGUUCGAGGCCGAAGCUAAAACAGACGAACAAGGGAACGAAAAAAGAAAGAAAGAAAGAAAGAAAGAAAGAGGGGGAACGGGGAGAAGGAGAACGGAUGAUGCAUCUCUUCCCGCCGCGAGACUGCAAGCUCCGCCCCCACCCUCGGCGGAUGACGGACGCUAGCCUGGUGUGGCUCCUGGGCCUGGCCCUCCGGUUGGCCUUGACCGCCGGGCAAAAGACAGGGGAAGGGGGCGCCGGGGGCGGCGGCAAGCACCCCACGGUCGCCACCAACUACGGCAAGCUGCGCGGCGUGCGCAAGGACCUGAACAACGAGAUCCUGGGCCCGGUGGAGCAGUACCUGGGCGUGCCCUACGCCACGCCGCCCGUGGGCGACCGGCGCUUCCAGCCGCCCGAGGCGCCGGGCUCCUGGCAGGAGGUGCGCAACGCCACGCAGUUCCCGCCCGUGUGCCCGCAGAACGUGCACGGCGUGCUGCCCGAGAUCAUGCUGCCCGUCUGGUUCACCGACAACCUGGACGUGGUGGCCGGCUACAUCCAGAACCAGAGCGAAGACUGCCUGUACCUCAACGUCUACGUGCCCACCGAGGACGGUCCGCUCACAAAAAAACACGAUGAAUCUUCGAUGAACAGGCCGAGAGACGAAGAUAUUCGCGAUCGCAGGAGGAAACCGGUCAUGCUGUUCAUCCACGGCGGCUCCUACAUGGAAGGCACCGGAAACAUGUUCGACGCCAGCGUCCUGGCCGCCUACGGCAACGUCAUCGUGGUCACCAUGAACUACCGGCUGGGCGUGCUCGGUUUCCUGAGCACGGGGGACCAGUCGGCCAAGGGGAACUACGGGCUGCUGGACCAGAUCCAGGCGCUGCGCUGGCUGAACGAGAACAUCGGCCAUUUCGGGGGCGACCCGGAGAGGAUCACCAUCUUCGGCUCCGGGGCGGGGGCGUCCUGCGUGAACCUGCUCAUCCUGUCCCACCACUCCGAGGGCCUGUUCCAGCGGGCCAUCGCCCAGAGCGGCUCGGCCAUCUCCAGCUGGUCCGUGAACUACCAGCCGCUGAAGUACACGCAGAUCCUGGCCCGCAAGGUGGGCUGCAGCCUCGGGGAGACAGCGGAGCUGGUGGAGUGCCUGCGGCGCAAGAACUUCCGCGAGCUGGUGGACCAGGACAUCCAGCCCGCCCGCUACCACAUCGCAUUCGGGCCCGUGGUGGACGGGGACGUGGUCCCCGACGACCCGGAGAUACUCAUGCAGCAGGGGGAGUUCCUGAACUACGACAUCCUGAUCGGCGUGAAUCAGGGCGAGGGGCUGAAGUUCGUGGACGACGGCGGCUCGGAGAGCGAGGAGGGGAUCUCCGCCGCCGCGUUCGACUACACCAUCUCCAACUUCGUGGACAACCUGUACGGCUACCCCGAAGGUAAGGACAUCCUGCGGGAGACCAUAAAGUUCAUGUACACGGACUGGGCGGACCGGGACAACGGCGAGAUGCGGCGCAAGACGCUGCUGGCGCUGUUCACCGACCACCAGUGGGUGGCGCCGGCGGUGGCCACGGCCAAGCUGCACGCCGAGUUCCAGUCGCCCGUCUACUUCUACACCUUCUACCACCACUGCCAGACGGAGGCGCGCCCGGAGUGGGCGGACGCCGCGCACGGCGACGAGAUCCCCUACGUGUUCGGCGUGCCCAUGGUGGGCGCCACCGACCUCUUCCCCUGCAACUUCUCCAAGAACGACGUCAUGCUCAGCGCCGUCGUCAUGACCUACUGGACCAACUUCGCCAAGACCGGGGACCCGAACCUGCCGGUCCCGCAGGACACCAAGUUCAUCCACACCAAGCCCAACCGCUUCGAGGAGGUGAUCUGGACCAAGUUCAACUCCAAGGACAAGCAGUACCUGCACAUCGGCCUGAAGCCGCGCGUCCGCGACAACUACCGCGCCAACAAGGUGGCCUUCUGGCUGGAGCUGGUGCCCCACCUGCACAGCCUGCACGAGGAGUACCUGAGCUCCACCACCACCCGGCUGCCCCCGGACACGCCCCGGCCGCCCCACUGGAAGGGCCCGGGCCCCCGCACCAUCCGCCACCCGACCCCCACCUACCCGCCCGACCCGGACCCUGAGGGCUCGGACCGGCCCGCCGUCCUGCACUUCCCGGGCAACACGCGGGACUACUCCACGGAGCUGAGCGUGACGGUGGCGGUGGGCGCCUCCCUCCUCUUCCUCAACAUCCUGGCCUUCGCCGCCCUCUACUACAAGCGGGACAAGCGGCACGAGCUGCGGCGGCGGCUGUCGCCCCAGCGCGGGCCCGCCAACGACCUGGCGCACAGCCAGGAGGAGGAGCUGAUGUCGCUGCAGCUGAAGCACUCGGAGCACGACGCCCACCACGACCUGGAGCCGCUGCGCCCGCACGACAUCCUGCGGCCCGCCUGCCCGCCCGACUACACGCUGGCGCUGCGGCGGGCGCCCGACGACGUGCCGCUCAUGACGCCCAACACCAUCACCAUGAUCCCCAGCACCAUCACCGGCAUGCAGCCCCUGCACGCCUUCAACACCUUCCCCUCCCCGUCCCCCGCCCCCGGCCACAACAACACCCUGCCCCACCCCCACUCCACCACCCGCGUAUAGUGGGGGAGUCCCCUGAGGGGGGGGCGGGGGGAUGGGGGGGGGGGAGGAGGUUUCUCUCUCUCUCUUCGAGGAAAAAAAAAAAAAAACUCCAGAUGCCACGCCCCUCAGCAGUAGGAACCCCCCCCACCAAUCACCAGCAGCGCCCCCUGCUGGUGUUCAGUAAGAGACGCGCAAAAGAACAGUCUUUUUUUUUGUUUUCUUUUUUUUCUGAAAAGACACAAGGGGUCCAGUCAAAACCCAACACUCACCAUCUUCUUCUGUCUUUUUUAACUCCUGCUCCUCUUCUUCUGCUCUGUUCUCUUCAGCGAGGGCUGGGUGCAGUGUGGUGGGCCGCCAUCUCAGACAGGUCUGAGCCAGUGGGAGUGAUGUUUUUAUAAAUAUAUAUAUAUUAAUUUUUCUCUGGCGUGCGACCGAAACUUGACCCCGCCCUAACGUCCGCUUUAUGGCGGCUGCGUCUGUCUUUGCGCCGGCGAUCAGCCCCUUUACAAACCCCCCCACUCAGAUAUGCUCUCUCUUUUCCUUCUCUCUCUCCUUCUUUUCUUCCUCUCUCACUCCUCCCUCUCUCUCACUCUCUCUCUCUCUCUCCCCCCUCCCUCUCUCCCUCUGCCCUCUCUUUCUCUCAUUCUCUUCCCCCCGUCUCUCCUCCUCCUCUCUCCUCAAGCACAGUGUCAGUCUUCCAUUUGCCUCUUUACCGUAGACUCAUGACCUCAUUUCCUUCCGUGUUUCCUUAUCUCUCGGUUCUUUGGUUCCCGGAGUCUUUUACAUUACGUUUAGGUUUUUCUUUCUUAUCUGCCUCGGUUUGAUUGUUGCUGUUUUCCUUUUCUCUUGGAAAUAUUGAAAAUAUAUAUAUAUAUAUAUAUAUAUAUAUGGUUUCUCCUGUAGGGAACUAUGCAUGAAAUAUUUUUCAAAAUGAGAACGAUGCCGGGCAGGAAUGCUCAAAAUUGAAAAUCUUUUUUAAACUGCUCGUUUUGUUCUUUUUACAGAAUUUUUUAUUUAUUUCCCGUAACAGUGGUUUACAAAAACAAAAAGAAAAUUUCAGCCAAACAUCACAGAAAUUUGUCUUUUUCAAUGGGGACGUUUUUUUUUUCCCGUAGAUAUUUCAAAAGCAAAACAUGAUACAUAAAACGAAAAAAGAUAAUAAAGGAAUUUGCAUUCUUUUAUAUUUCACGCUGUAUGUCUGUUGCACCAGAAGUCCUUCUAGGCCUUCACUAAUACAUGAAAGCAAACCUCCCUCUCCAUUACUUUAAAAUAUGUGGCAGAUCACUUUGCUGCCAUCACGUCUGAAUCUUUGGGAUUUUUUUAUCCUGUAUUUAAAAUAUUUCUUCUUAAUUUUUCAUACCUCACUUUACUUUCCAUACCUUCAGGGUACAAGACCGUGCUUAACUCUACAGAACACUGUUUGAGGAUCAGUCUCUUAGUUCAGCUAGUCAGAAACUACUGAUCAAAGACCACAGUUCCAGUUUCCAGAACUUUCCGGAUCCCAGGACUAAGUUUUUUUUUUUUUUCUUUUUUUUUCUUUUUCUAAAAAUAAGGGGCAAAAAAAUCUUGCUGCAAAAAUAUCACUGGAGAUUUGCUCAGGCAUGCAGAAGACAAAGUGCGGCUCUUUCUCGCUGAGUCUCCCCAGACCGCGUCUGCGUUGGAGGCUCAGGCUCGAGUCGUUCUGAUGAAGGAGACUCUCGCUGUAAGCCUGUAAUUAGCAGCGGGCGACGCGAAGCUGUUUCGGCUAACGUGACGACCGCAAACACUGACCUCCUGGCCGGGGUGAGCAGCGACGCAGAGAGCGAAUCCGCCCAGGGAGUGUAAAUGUCGCAUUUCCCCCCUGAGCAGAGCAGCAUCUCUCCUGCCCCCCCCCCGAUGAGAAUUAUUCCUUCUCUGGAAACUUCUCUGAACUGAGUCCCUUUCUUUCUCUUUCUCUCUCUCUCUCUGUCUCUCUCUCUCUCACAUUACAUUACAUUACAGGCAUUUGGCAGACGCUCUUAUCCAGAGCGACUUACAACAAAGUGUAUAACCAUAACCACACACUGCCUUUGUCAGCACCCCAUUUCAGUGCAUGCAUAUUCUCUUGAUGACAGUGUGUUUCUGUGGGUGUGGGUGUGUACGUGCGUGUGUGUGUGUGUGUGCGUGCCUGUAUACGCAUGUGUGUGUGUGUGCGUGUGUGUGUGCCUCUGGGCAUGUGUGUGUGUGUGUGUGCUGAGCAUGUGUGUGUGUGUGUGUGUGUGUGUGCCUCUGGGAAUGCGUGUGUGUGUGUGUGUGUGUGUAUGUGUACAUGUGUGCGUGUGUGUGUGUGUGUCAGCACUCCUUCACAGGGCUGUGGGUAGUUAGAGUGCGGAUAGAGGCAGGCCUCAGGUCUGUAUGUGAGCUCCAUCUCUCCUCUGCAGAAACAGAGACUCCAGAAUCAGAGUCCUCCCGGCUGCUCCCAUAAUGCACCCCGUUUCUGCAUCACACACUUCCCAUCCUCGUAAACAAGCCUUUGAUUCAGCACUGCUGCGCUCGCAAGUCUGCGUUGCAUCUUACACCUCGACUAAAAGAAAACCUGCAGAGAGAAAAAGUAAUCAAAGAGCCUAGACCAAGAAAACAAAAUCACUGUUUUAAACUCACAACUUUUGUGAGCAGAUUUAAUCCAGCCCAUAACCAUGCCUCUCUUCCCCAGCUUUUUUAAAUAUCUCACCCCCUACACCCCAAAUCAUUCCUCUCUACACUGAAGCUCUCUUCUGUACCCUAAAGUUCUCUUCUGUACCCUAAAUAACUCCUCUGUACCAUAAAUCAUCCCUCUGUACUAUUCUGUACCUCUCUGUACCCUUCUGUGCCUCUGCGUACCCUAAAGCAGUCCACUGUACCCUUCUAUACCCUCUGUACCCUUUUAUACCCCUCUGUACUUUUCUGUAUCCCUCUAUACCCUAAAACACUCCUCUGUACCCUAAAGCACCCCUCAGUACCCUUGUAUACCCCCUCUGUACCCUAAAGCACUCCACUGUACCCUAAAGCACCCCUCUGUACCCUUGUAUACCCCCUCUGUACCCUAAACCACUCCACUGUACCCUAGAAGGCAACCCUCUGUACCCUUGUAUACCCCCUCUGUACCCUAAAGCACUCCACUGUACCCUAAAGCACCCCUCUGUACCCUUGUAUACCCCCUCUGUACCCUAAAGCACUCCACUGUACCCUAAAGCACCCCUCUGUACCCUUGUAUACCCCCUCUGUACCCUAAAGCACUCCACUGUGCCCUAAAGCACCCCUCUGUACCCUAAAGCACCCCUCUGUACCCUAAAGCACCCCUCUGUACCCUAAAGCACCCCUCUGUACCCUAAAGCACCCCUCUGUACCCUAAAGCACUGUUCUUCUCUGCCCCUGUGUGUCCCACGGGAUGUCUGUGAAUGGCAGGUUCUUCAGGAGAGAGAAAAACAGGACGGUGAGGUUUGGAUGGACAGCCUGGUCAAGAUGCCAGCAAAGUUGAUAAGGCAGAGUGUUCUGGGAGAAGACUUUGGGAGGAAGGGGCGGGGCUGAUAGUUCAGUAUUAAUACAAUAAGGGGAAUGGGGGGUCAGAGGUCAGUGGGUGUGGCAUCUCUAUACAAACUUUCUGUUUGCGGCGUUUGUUUUUUUUCCAGACGGAUCUCCUCGGCCACCUCUGAACUGUACAGCCCCCACAGUAGCCCGGCCUCUGCAUGCCGGUGUUGGGGGGUGGUGCUGGGGGGUGAGCACCGGGGUUUUGGGGGGGGGGGGGGGCGUGAGCACGGACAUGUAAAUGCAUUUACCCCACUGUUCCGAAUGCCUGCAAUGGUGUCGAUGGUCACUACAUUGUAUCUGCUUGUUUUGCUUGAAAUGAUUUUCCUUUUUCUCUUGGUGCAUAUGGGAGGUGAGGGGUGAAGGGUCAGGGGUCGUGGGUGGGGGGGGGUGGGGGGGGGGGUCGGGGAUCAUCACAUGAGAGUGAUCCUUUCAGCUGCACAAACGUAAUACAAUAAGACUGUGAGGGCCAAGAGCGACAAGGCUGGAGAGAGGGUGUGUGGUCUUGGAUAUACAAACUGAAAUAUCAGGACACCGGACCUUAAAAAUGUGCGGAUUCGACCGGACAAAAACAGGAGCCUCAUCACACUUGCUGUGGCCGUGGAAACCGUGGCAACCAAUCAGACAAGGCGAUGGGAGGGAGUGGUUGUCCCGCGUGGGUCUUUGUGUCAUUUUGACCCCUGUUGAAAAGAGCUUCAGACUCCUUCACGCGAGUGAGUAAAUUAACGCUGCAUUCAAAAAUGAAAAAAAAAAUAAAACCAACGAAAAACAAACGAAACGGAAGAGAUCGGCGACAGAGGCCAUUUUCCUUUUCUUUUUCAGUUCGAUUUCUUGUCUAUUUUGUAUGCUCACACACUAGAGGGCGCCAUGAUGACAAAUUGUGAUUAUUACCCUUCUCUUCUGUCCGAGCUGCAAUCCUGAGCGGAAACCGGUGGAAACCAAUCGACGAGGCGCGAGGGAAAUGCUAAACUGUACAUUUUUUAAGUGUAAGAACAAACCGACAAAAGUAACUAUUUGUAAAUAUCAGUUUCUUGUUUUUUCGAGUGAAUGAAAAAAAAAAAUGCUUACUUUGUGACAAAAGACAACAGGUGCAAGUUCAGUAGUGGCUGUCGGCUAGUUUUGUUCACUGUAGAUUUCGGUUGUCAAUGUCGCUGUCGCCGUUUCCUUUUAUAUGAUUUUGUGAAUUCACGAAGGUGCACAAAAUCGCAUUUUUUCUGUGAAUUUCAAUCCUGCGAAAUCCUUUACAUUUGGUGGCACGUUCAGGAUAUGAUUAAUUAGCAUCGAGACACUGGACAAUUUCAGCGGAAAAUCAAAUAUUUGUCAUACCGUGUACUAUACUGACACACUAACCAUCAAGGCGAGUGCAGGAAGGGUCGACCUAACGUUAGACAGUCUGUCGAGUGGGUCUGUUGAGAAUGAAUUGUGUUCUCUCUGUCACACAUCUGAUUGGUCCUGUGCUUGUGUGUUCAGGGACUGCUUGUGUGUUCAGGGACUGCUUGUGUGUUCAUAUUCUUGUCCAUUGUCCUGCUGUCUGGUCUGUUGACCAACCGCUCACAGCACUGUGUUGAGAUGCUUUUAAGGUUUUUUGUGUUAGAGGCUACUGUACCUGAGCUUGCCUUAACUGAUGGAGUGGCUAGCAUCAGCAGCCCCCCCUGGUGUAGGAGGGUGAAACUGCAUGCGUGUGUGUGUGUGCGUGCCUGUGUGUGUGUGUGUGCGUGCCUGUGUGUAUGUGUGUGUGUGUGUGUGCAUGCGUGCGUGCGUUCGUGAGUAAGUGCGUGUGUGUGCCUGUGUGUGUGUGUGUGUGUGUGUGUGUGUGCAUGCGUCCAUGCAGGUGUGACUGCACGUGUGUGAAUGGAACACAAAAUUUAUUCUUAGAAAUUCUUAGAAAUUAAUCAACACUAAAAAAAAAGAGAAAAGAAGAUAAAUGUACCUCUAUUUAUUGCCGGAACAGUGUAACAGAAAUUUUAAAUAUUUUCCUACAUUUCUGUGUACCCAUUUUUUUAAAACCUUGUGCGACGGGCCCAGAUUGUACAAUGUAUAUAUAAAUAUAUACUGACCCUGUAUCUUAUUAUCUACCACUCUAUGACAAGUUAUCUGACAAGUUAAGGAUCUUAUCGUCUACCACUAUCUUGACAACCGGCAAGUUUUCUUAUGCAUAAUUCGAGACUUACUUUGUGGCGUCCUUCAGACGGAACGGGAGAACAGAAAGAGUGCGUGCGUGCGCACGUACGUACGUGGAACAGAAUUCAGGAAGGGAUAAAGCUAAGGGGGAAGGGAGGGGAGGGGGUAUAGAAAAAGAGGUGAAGAGAUUCUUUCUGUCUUAAACGGUGUCUGUCAGACAGGACACGCUGAAGCACAGGCCCACCACCGCAGGACUUCUGCUGCUCCCUCCGGCGCCAAAGAGCUUUGCACCUGUUGUUUCGUUCCUUCUUUCUUUGUUGAAUUCCAAGAAAACCCAAGACCUUGAGAUGAUGAAAAAAAAAUGUUAAUAAUAAUAAUAAUUAAUAAUAAUAAUAAUAAUGGAUUUCAAAAAAUAACGAUUAAAAAAGUCAAGUAAAAAAAAAAAGAGGUGAUGAUGAUGAUGAUGAUGAUGAUAUUUCUGUUUAAUUUAGGAGUUACUACACACUGUAUGCUGUGAUUCCGAUCUGGGGAAAAUUAAAGAUAUUCAUAGCCAGA
Messenger RNA from Anguilla rostrata (American eel), 11674 nucleotides. It is a transcript of the gene nlgn2a, whose product is annotated as neuroligin 2a. Gene Ontology annotation, cellular component: cell surface; plasma membrane; postsynaptic specialization membrane. Gene Ontology annotation, molecular function: neurexin family protein binding; signaling receptor activity. Bases 2987 to 5497 code for a protein of 836 amino acids. The transcript has 9 exons. Gene Ontology annotation, biological process: modulation of chemical synaptic transmission; synaptic vesicle endocytosis; chemical synaptic transmission. The record is from RefSeq and is a predicted model, not a curated record. NCBI's taxonomy places the organism in Eukaryota, Metazoa, Chordata, Actinopteri, Anguilliformes, Anguillidae.